Eremomyces bilateralis CBS 781.70 is the source of this 1663-nucleotide messenger RNA. Its product is annotated as phosphoribosylformylglycinamidine cycl. Gene Ontology annotation, molecular function: phosphoribosylamine-glycine ligase activity; phosphoribosylformylglycinamidine cyclo-ligase activity. The transcript has a single exon. Gene Ontology annotation, biological process: adenine biosynthetic process; 'de novo' IMP biosynthetic process. The coding region runs from base 141 to 1229 and encodes 362 amino acids. The record is from RefSeq and is a predicted model, not a curated record. Lineage: Eukaryota; Fungi; Ascomycota; Dothideomycetes; Eremomycetales; Eremomycetaceae. Gene Ontology annotation, cellular component: cytosol.
CACGAUAGCUCCCACGUAUGAAAAUCAUGGUAAACAUUCUAUGUCCAAUUUCUCAUUGAAAGCCUUGAUAGACCCCUUCUUCAGUACCGACAUUACUUGGAAAGCUCCUACUUAACUACAGGUCGGAUACAACUGCGAAAAUGGCAAACACCAAACCUUCCGACGACACCCCACUCACAUACGCCGCCUCUGGUGUUUCAAUCUCAUCGGGGAACGACCUUGUUCGCCUCAUCAAACCAAUUGUUGCGUCCACUGCUCAGCCUGGAACGACCUCGUCAAUUGGUGGCUUUGGCGGUGUCUUUUCUCUACACGAUGCAGGCUUUCCUGGCGCACCAACCCUCGUUUCCGGCAUCGAUGGCAUCGGCACCAAAGUCAAGAUUGCGUUUGCAUUGGGGAAGCACGAUACUGUGGGCAUUGACUUGGUAGCGAUGAACGUCAAUGACCUGGUGGUUCAAGGCGCGAGGCCUCUGUUCUUCCUCGAUUACUAUGCGUGUGGAGAACUGAAGGUUCAAGAUACCGUGGAAUUCGUCCGAGGUGUCGCUGAGGGAUGUCGUCAGUCAGGAGCGUCAUUGGUAGGAGGUGAGACGGCCGAAAUGCCGGGCGUUUACACCAAGGGUGAAUAUGAUGCUGCUGGCUGUGCCGUUGGUGCUCUGCCGCAUGGCGCUAAGGUCCUUCCCGACAUCAACUCCAUGAGAUCUGAGGAUGUGCUACUCGGUCUGGGUAGCAGCGGCUUGCACAGCAAUGGGUUCAGCUUGGUUCGCAAGAUUGUCGAAAGAGCUGGCUUGAAUUAUUCCGACCCCGCUCCCUGGGACCAAAGCACGACCGUGGGUGCGAGUCUACUAACGCCGACCAAAAUCUAUGUGAAAAGUCUACUGAAGGCCGUCGAUGCCGGGGCCAUCAAAGGCAUGGCGCAUAUCACCGGGGGCGGGCUUGUUGAAAACAUUCCGAGGAUGUUGCCAAAGACGCUGGAAGCAGUGGUCGAUGCCGCGUCGUACCCUGUCCCACCGGAGAUGCAAUGGCUGAAGAAGACUGGUCAGAUCGAGGAUACCGAGUUCGCAAGAGUCUGGAACACUGGCAUUGGCAUGGUACUCGUUGUGGACUCGAGCGAUGCCAAGAAGACGAUCAAAAUCUUGGAGGCCGAAGGCGAAAAGGUAUACACGGUCGGCCGCCUCGCAGACAGGACGUCACCCGACGGCUGUGUUGUCCAGAAUAUGUCAGCCUGGAGUUGAGCGCUGCCACCUGGCGUGCGUGGCCAAUACAAUAUGGCCCAUAUUACUGCAGAUGAUUUAAUUCAUGAGCUAGCAUGUACGUAUCAUCCUUUUCCGCUUGAGUGCGCUUUUGUCGAUGCAACGAACCGCAACAUCCUGUAUACUGCCGCUUGCCUAAAUCAAGCUUCCUCACAGAACAGCGCGCUCCAGGUACGUCUUGUGCUUUGGACGUUGCUGGUGGCAGUCAUGGUGCAGAUAUUAGUUUAUCUCUUGUUGCAAGAUUGGACAACGGACGGUCAUAGUGCGCAAGCUUUCCGGUCAUCACUGAUCUAGAAGUUUGAGCCUCCAAGAGUCCUACAUUUUCAACAAACUUCCUCCCACUUUGCUUAGUAACAAUUUGUUAUCUUGCUUCCUUUCUCUUCCUUGGGACAAGUCUGAGACCUUUCUGACUUUUG